AUGAAUAAGGAUGCAGAGAAUGAUGCAAACAGUUUCACUGCAAUGGGGAAAUGUGUGGGAGAUGGUGGCAAUAAUAGUGGUGGCGAAGAUGGUGGUGGGGCGACAGCGACAGGCGAGGUGGCUUUGAAAAAGGGUCCUUGGACGACAAUAGAAGAUGCAAUUCUAGUUGAUUACGUGAGGAAGCACGGUGAAGGAAAUUGGAAUGCAGUGCAAAGGAACACAGGGUUGGCUCGAUGUGGAAAAAGUUGCAGGCUGAGAUGGACAAACCAUUUGAGACCAAAUCUGAAGAAAGGUGCUUUCUCACCUGAAGAAGAAAAGCUCAUCAUUGAAUUCCAUUCUCAGUUUGGCAACAAAUGGGCUCGAAUGGCUGCUUUGUUGCCUGGAAGAACUGACAACGAAAUAAAAAAUUACUGGAACACAAGGGUGAAGAGAAGGCAAAGGCAAGGUCUUCCUCUAUACUCAGAUGACCCUAAUCGUUCCAUUACUACAAGUACACCCACCACCAAUGUAACCUAUGUCGGUGAAAACUUCACCAACAACGCUCCCAUAACCAUGUUCGAGUUUAUCAAACAGAGUUAUCCUCAUUCUCCAUCUCCACGACACCAUUCUCCUUUAACUUUUCCGCUACAACACAGGGCAUCAUCCUAUCCUCAUAUGCUUUCCCCUCUAUCCUCUCCAGCUCACUCCCCAUUGUCCUCACCUGCAACAUCUUUACCUCUCUCCUUCACCUUCCAGAGACCUGCACCAUUGUUGUACAACCCUCUUAGCUUCAAGCGUUACCGCUCAACCCCAAGUUGUAACCCUAAUACCUCCCCUAUGAUGAAUAAUCCAACCCACUUAUCUGACAUUGAUAAUGGGUUCCAAUUCCCAAUGCAGCUCAAUUCGUCUUCUUUCUCCCACUUCUUUCAAAAUCCGACGUUGUUGGAUCUUGAAAGACGUGGGUCCUCGUUGACGUCUUCUCCUUCUAAUGCUCAAAGCAAGAUGCAACUUCUUUCGAAUCAGAUCCCAUUGUCGUUGCAAACGCAACAAAUGGAGCCAUUGGAAGUUAACUACGAUAUUGAGUACAAUAAUGACCCUAAUUCUUUGAGUGCAAGUAAUAGGUUGUUUGGGGAUUUUCUAUCAGAAACUCAACCCUCGACUUCUGGCCAUCAGAUUUUAAAGAAACAAAAUUAUCUGGGCUUAGAUGAACGAGACAAUAAUGUGUUUGAUUGCUGCCAAAGCUUUGAUGACUCUCCUCUUAGCUCCCUUUAUGCCUCUUCUACUCCAGUACUAAAACAGAAGGAAGAAGCAACUAACCUAAACCAAUCCAUGAAUGAGGAUUUAUCAACAUUUCUCACUGUAGUGCCUUCAAUCAUGCAAGACCAACAAAAUUGGCAAUAUAAUUAUGCAACAGAAGUUUCCGAUAAUGUCCAAUCUUCUCAUGUCAUCAUAGAUGACAAUUUUGGAUUUGAUAUCAAGCCCAAGCCUUCAUUGUUUCCUCUUAGUAUUGCUACAAACCAUAAUGAUAAUAGAGGAUGUUACACAUGGGAUAAUUUAUCUAGCCAAUGUUAA
This is a messenger RNA of Arachis stenosperma, 1551 nucleotides long. Its product is annotated as transcription factor MYB97-like. The transcript has 3 exons. The coding region runs from base 1 to 1551 and encodes 516 amino acids. The record is from RefSeq and is a predicted model, not a curated record. NCBI's taxonomy places the organism in Eukaryota, Viridiplantae, Streptophyta, Magnoliopsida, Fabales, Fabaceae.